Messenger RNA from Lodderomyces oxycetoniae, 2247 nucleotides. RefSeq names its product putative alpha-1,3-mannosyltransferase (gene MNN15). The record is from RefSeq and is a predicted model, not a curated record. The transcript has a single exon. Gene Ontology annotation, molecular function: alpha-1,3-mannosyltransferase activity. Lineage: Eukaryota; Fungi; Ascomycota; Pichiomycetes; Serinales; Debaryomycetaceae. Gene Ontology annotation, biological process: protein O-linked glycosylation. Gene Ontology annotation, cellular component: Golgi apparatus. Bases 1 to 2247 code for a protein of 748 amino acids.
AUGAGGUUUUCGUUAAGGAAAUGUAUAUAUGUAUUGCUUACAUUGCUUUUGCUUCUGCUAGGGGUGUUGUUAUUGCUCUCGUCCAGCACUUUUGAGAGGCUAAAGGAAUUGAUUUUGGAUACGGAGAAAUUUGACCCAGAUGUGCUUAAAGCAGAUAAUGUGAAAGCGCGAGAGGAGUUGCAUUAUUCAAAGUAUUUGUACAGUGGCUAUGACGAUUUCAUGGCGGCAUUCAAGAAUGAUGUUCAGGAAAUUAACACAAGCAGUCUACUGGAUAAGUGCAAAGUGUUUUUCAACCAAUUCAACGAGAAGCAUCCAGAUUGGAAAUUCCCCGUGUACAACAAACCUCUGUACCGAUUUGACAAAUCCUCUGAUAAAAAGGAUAUCUUCUUUAAGGAAAAAAUAGACAAGUUAAAGCUGUCAAAUGAAAAUAAGGACAAUGAUAAAUCUGAUAAAGAUGAAAAAUUUGUUGUGAGUAGACAAGAUUUGAUGGCCUUUCUACGUGAGUACGAGUCAAAUGUGAAAAGAAGCAAGGAUAUCCAACAAGAAAUGGCGGAUGUAACGACAAUGCUACGAGUAUACGGCAAGUGCUUUAUUGGGAGGGACCUAAAUGAAGACUAUGAAAAGGAAAUGUACCAUGAAUUGAGCAAGAAAUUUUUUCCAUUUUUAACAGAUAAAUUGCCCAUGGUCAAAAAACCAGGAUCGAGUCUGGCGCCGGGUUGGCCAAUACCUCAGGAUGGCAAUGUGGAUGGGAAUGGGGACGGUACUUUUACAUAUAAGGAUAAGCCGGAUGGCGAAGCUCUUACUGAGUUCAUUUACAAGCACUCAACGGGACGAGGAAUAGUAUUUUCGGCCUCAACUCGAUAUGCAAGAGAUAUUAUUCGCCUAAUAAAGGUGCUUCGUGCUAUGAAUAAUAAACUUCCCAUCCAAAUCUUGUAUAAAAGUGAUAUCAGCAAGAAAUAUAUCGAGUUGAUAGAAAAAGCUGCAACGGCAGAUAUUGAAAGUCUACUAGAUUCUGGGUCGAGCAACGAUUACAAGCUGUUUAUGCCGGAAUUGGAAUUAUUGGAACAGCACAAAGAGUACGGUUCUGAGUUCCCUAAGCAAGAUUUGACAUUUAUCAAUAUAACACCUUGUAUAAAUAAGGCUUACAAGUACUCAUUCCCAGGCUACUUCAAUAAAAUAUUGGCGGUAUUAUUUUCGACUUUUGAAGAAAUCUUGCUUCUCGAUGCCGACACAGUUCCACUAGUUCCUCCAGUUGAGUUUUUUGAGUCUUUUGAGUAUCAAAAAUCGGGCACCUUUUUCUUUCAGGAUCGGUCGUUGCGUGAUACAAAUGAAUUUAUUGAAACAAAUUUUUUUGCAACUUUGUUCCCUACCAAUGAUAAAUCAAUAGAUACGCUAUUUGAUAUUCCUAGGACUAGUGAGAAAACUAUGAACAAUAGGUAUAUGACUGGGUGGAGACAUCAUCAGGAGGCAGGAGUUGUUGCUUUUAAUAAAAAGCUACAUUUUAUGGGGUUGCUUAUGAUGUUUCCUCUUUCGUUAUGGACUGAACCGAUAAAAUCUUCAGUAUGGGGGGAUAAAGAAUUGUACUGGAUGGGAUUAGCAGCUGCUGGUGAUGAGAAUUAUGAAUUCAACCCAGUUGGCGCAGCAUCAGUUGGUGAAAAGACAACUGCUACAAAUCGCAAAUACUAUCCCAACUCUUCUAGUAACGAAGUAUGCUCGACCCAUCCUGGUCAUGUUAGUAAAGAUGGGAAAUUGCUUUGGAUCAAUUCUGGAUUUGGUUUUUGUAAAAAAAACGGUUAUUAUCGAGAGCGUACAAAAUUCCCCUUUUCUGUUUUUGAGUCUGACGAGUUGACAAAUAUGUUUAAGUUCCCGUUGAAAAUUAGAGCAGCAUUAGUGCCACCUGAAAUGCCCUGGUUUAGACAGCCGAAUAAUCCAAUUGAUAUUACCCCGGAAGAGAACUUUCAAAAGUCGUGGAAGGAUAGAAAGAAAGAUAUAGAUGAGAUUAACGAGAAUUUGCCAAGCGGGUCCGAAAGGACGGAGUUUAUUACAGAGUGGGGGCCACAGAAGGGAUGGGUAAAGAACUCAAUCUGUUUUGGUUAUUAUUACUGUGCUUACGAUAGGGUUGAAAGUUAUACAAAGGAAGGACAGUGUGAUACUGGCAAUCUCUAUGAGUUCACUGAUGAAGAAGUAAGGCAUUUUGAUUACUUAAGUAAAGUAUGGUUCACAGGAGACAUGAGGAAUAAUAAAUAA